Molecule: messenger RNA, 2621 nt
Organism: Hemiscyllium ocellatum (epaulette shark)
Lineage: Eukaryota; Metazoa; Chordata; Chondrichthyes; Orectolobiformes; Hemiscylliidae
Product: nuclear factor of activated T-cells, cytoplasmic 4-like
Exons: 6
Coding region: 1-1434 (477 amino acids)
Biological process (GO): regulation of transcription by RNA polymerase II; calcineurin-NFAT signaling cascade; cytokine production
Cellular component (GO): transcription regulator complex
Molecular function (GO): RNA polymerase II cis-regulatory region sequence-specific DNA binding; DNA-binding transcription factor activity, RNA polymerase II-specific; transcription factor binding
Source: RefSeq, a predicted model, not a curated record
AUGUCGAGGAAGGUUCCGAUCGGAUCCAUUUCCGAAUUCCGGACGGAGAGCGAGCUGACCCAGCGUUCGGCCCAGGAAUUGCCCAGUGUUGAUGGGGCCCGGCCCCUCUGGUGCCCGGUGACAGGGGGAGGUGACCUGUUGGUGACGGGAUCCAACUUCCUACCAGAGUCCAGGCUUCUGUUCACAGAGAAGGCCCCAGAUGGACAGACGGUGUGGGAGGUGCAGGCCAAGGUGGACAGAACGCGGAGCACCGAGUCCCUGCUGGUCGCCGAGAUUCCUCCCUACCUCCAGCAGACCCUCCAGGCCCCAGUCCAGGUCUGCUUCCUGGUGUGUAAUGGGAAGAGGAAGAGGAGCACCUGCCAAACCUUUCGGUACCUCCCCGUCCACGUCAAGACAGAAGACGCCAGCGAGGAGUUGGGGCCGGCCGCCCAGAGUCCGUGCUGUCCCGGAGCCGGGUGCCCCUCGCCCCCUGGAGGGGGUGGGUUGCUGUUGGGGGCUGGGGAGCACGGCCCGGUUCCCCGCGCCAGGCAGGAGGUGGGACCCCCCGGCUUCCUCCCGCGUCCCCCCGGCUCGGGCCCGGAGCCUGAGGCCUACAGGAGACUCUCCGGGGCCUACGGCGUCCACUCUGAGGGCUACAGUCCCAGGCCUGAGGCCUACAGGAACCGCGGUGAGGGGGACAGUCUCAGGCCUGUGGCCUACGACAUCCGCUCUGAGGGGUACAGUCCCAGGCCUGAGGCCUAUGACAUCUGCUCUGAGGGGUACAGUCCCAGGCCUGAGGCCUACAGGAACCGCUGUGAGGGGUACAGUCCCAGGCCUGAGGCCUACGACAUCCGCUCUGAGGGGUACAGUCCCAGGCCUGAGGCCUAUGGCAAUUGCGCUGAAGGCUACAGUCCCCGGUCUGAGGCCUACCGCAACCAUGCUGAAGGCUACAGUCCCAGGCCUGAGGCCUACGGGAACCGAUCUGAGGGCUACAGUCCAAGGCCUGAGGCCUACGACCCAGAUGCCAAGGCGCACAGCAACCGCGCUGAGGGCUACCGCCCGGCCUGCAUGCUGGAGGCCCAAGAGAGGCCGCUCCCGGCGCUGGGCCGUCCCUCGGACCCCGCACUGCAGCCAGGGAACAGGCCCGACAGCAGUCACCAUCCCAGGGCCCCGCACAGCGGCAGCAGUCCCUGCCCCUCCCAGGGGGUCGGGAGGAGGAGAGCAGAGCUGGGUCCGGGGAGACCGGAUGCUGGGCGCGGUGGAGAGGAGCAGGAGGGAGAGACGGGGACGGAGGAGGAGGAGGAGGUGGAGCAGGAAAUCCACGAUUGCGAGAUCCCGUUCCGAACCAUCUCCAUUCACGGCAUCACUCUGGAUGAUGUCACUGAGAUUAUACACCGUGACCUGGGGGACGUGCAGCGGGAGCCAGACCCUGACAGUGACCUGGAGACGCCGUGAGGAGGGAGCAGGAGGAUGGCAACGUCGCUGGGAUACUCCCCCUCUCUCUCGCUCGCUCUCUCUCUCUCUCUCUCAAUCACUCUUUCUCUCAGUCACUCUCUCUCUCUCUCUCUUUCUCUCUCUCAAUCUCUCUCUCAAUCACUCUCUCUCUCAAUCACUCUCUCUCUUGCUCGCUCUCUCUCUCUCUCUCUCUCUCUCAAUCAUUCUGUCUCUCUCUCUUUCAAUCACUCUCUCUCUCUUGCUCUCUCUCUCUCAAUCACUCUCUCUCUCGCUCUCUCUCUCUCUCAAUCACUGUCUCUCUCUCUUGCUCUCUCCCUCUCUCUCUCUUUCAAUCACUCUGUCUCUCUUUCACGCUCUCUCACUUCCUCGCGCAUGCUCUAUCUCUCUUUCUUGGGCGUUCUCGCUCUCUCUCCCUCCCUUUGUUGUGUCUCUUUCUCAGAUGCUCUCCCUCUCUCUCAAUCGCUCUGUCUCACGCUCUCUCUCUCUCUCUCUCUCUCUAGCACACUGUCUCUCUCUCCCACACAAUCUCCCUCAUAUUCACCCCUUGGUAUGCUCACUUUUUCUCCUGUGCUCCCUCUCUCUCUCUCUCUCUGUCUCUCUCUCUCUCUCUCUUUCACACACUCUCGUUUCCUCUCUCUCACACGCGCUCCAUCUCUCUUUCUCGGGCGUUCUCUCACUCUUCCUCCCUUUGGCGUUGUAUCUCUUUCUCGGAUGCUCUCUCUCAAUCACUCUGUCUCUGUCUCUCUCUCUGUCUCUCUCUCUCUCUCGUGCCCCCUCUGUCUCGGAUGGUCUCUCUCUUUCAUGCACUCUCGCUUUCUCUCUCUCUCUCUCUCCUGUGCUCCCUCUGUCUCGGACUGUCUCUCUCUCUCUCUCUCUCUUUCUUUCACACUCUCUCAUUUCCUCUCUCUCUCGCAUGCGCUCCAUCUCUCUUUCUCGGGUGUUCUCUCGCUCUCCCUCCCUUUGGCGUUGUAUGUCUCUCUCUCUCUCUCUCGGAUGUUCUCCCUCAAUCACUCUGUCUCUCUCCCUCUUUCAUUCUCGCUCUCCUGUUGCGUCUCUCUCUUCCUCUCCGUACCAUGUUCCAUAAGGAGGGGCUGGAUUGCGGGUCUUUGUGAAUCCCGCAGCAUUGGGGUGGAUUUAUUUUUUUUAAACUCAGUCCAUUUUGUAAAAUAAAAGUCAUUGGAAAUGAA